AUGACUAAAGACGCAAUAAACGCCCAGAAUCCCGAUGCCAAAGAGCUCGAAAGACUCAGAGAAGAAGCUGGAAUCAUCAGAGACCCGAUCGACCAGCCAGACUUCUGGAGAGAGAGGAAAUCGGCGAUCAAGAAAGACCCAGUGACUCAAUACCCUCAGGAAUCAAAAGGACGAAUGCUCAUCCGACUCCGUCUCAGAAUUGGCGACAGAUUCAAAGACCUGCUUGAGCAGAUGGUCCAAGGAAUGGGUCUUAUUAAAUAUAAAAAGUAA
This is a messenger RNA of Oikopleura dioica, 270 nucleotides long. The record is from the annotation of a GenBank genome assembly. Lineage: Eukaryota; Metazoa; Chordata; Appendicularia; Copelata; Oikopleuridae.